AACUCCGAUGACACAGAUUUACUUCCAUAUUGUUCAUUUGUUUUUAAUUGUUCAUCUUUUAUUUUGUGUUCAAAUAAAUUCUCAAUCAAUCAAUCAAUGCUAAAUAACAAAAAAAGGACACGUAAGGUUACAAAUCUAUCAAAUAAACCCUAGUAACCUGUCUGAUAGACACAGAAGCAGCCAAGUCCCUCCUCUCACAGGAUGUAACCUGCACCAAACUUCCUGAAACUUUUCCUGCUUCUGAAAACCAAACAGUGAAGGACCAGCAGGCAUGGCAGCUCUCCUCCGCAGACUAGCAGGGCCCCGGUGCUCCGCGAGGCGCUGGCUCGGUGUCAUUCUGCAGAAAACGCACGGCCAGACGUCCCCCCGGAGCCCCCCGGACGGCCCGCGGCUCCUGGCCGGCUGCGGUCGCCCUCUGACGGCGUACAGUCGCGCACACAGCCGCAGGCAGCAGCACACAGAGGCGGCCGGUCCGCUGGAGGUGGAUCUAAAGCGGUUAGAGGGGGAAGACGAUGGGAUAGUGGAGGUGCUGAUGUGCCGACACAAGGCAAGAAAUGCUCUGGGCCAUGUGUUUGUGUCACAGAUGAGGGAGCUGGUGUCCAGUCUGUCCAGUGACUCGGCUGUCCGUGUGCUUGUCUUCAGGAGUUUGGUGCCAGGUGUUUUCUGUGCAGGUGCAGACCUGAAAGAGAGAGCGCUGAUGAACAACACGGAGUCUGAUCUGUUUGUCCACGGCCUGAGAUCCCUCAUGACUCAGAUAGCAUUGUUGCCCAUGCCGACCAUCGCAGCGAUGGAUGGCGUUGCCCUGGGAGGCGGGCUGGAGUUGGCCAUGGCCUGUGACCUCCGCACUGCCGCAUAUUCUGCACAGAUGGGUCUGAUUGAGACGACACGCGGGCUGCUCCCAGGCGCUGGAGGCAGUCAGAGGCUGCCGCGGAUGGUUGGAGUCGCUCUGGCCAAAGAGCUCAUCUUCACAGGUGGAUGUGUGACAGGGCAGACAGCUCUGGAGAUGGGUCUGGUAAACAGAGCUGCAGAACAGAACCAGACAGGAGAAGCUGCCCACAGAGCAGCUCUGAGCCCUGGCCAGAGAGAUACUGCCCCCAGGGCUCCUCUCGCUGUGCGGAUGGCAAAAGAAGCGAUGAACAGAGGCGUCGAGGUCGACAUGAGUUCAGCAAUGGCGAUAGAAAGAAUGUGUUAUGCUCGGGUCAUCCCGUCACGGGACAGACAGGAGGGAAUGGCUGCCUUCAUAGAGAAGAGACCCCCGCGCUACACUGGGGAAUAAACUCUAUUGGAUCUCUCUCACACAGAAACCUGAACCUCUCCAUAACCCCGUGUCUGACAAUCAACACCUAUUGAUUCUGUUUGUGCGUCCCAGCCAGUAUCGAUACUCUGGUCCAGCUCAGCACGACUGUUUGCUUUUGUGACGUUCAAGGUGAUGAACGGAGAUCAUUUGAUCAAAACUAUGGCAAAUAAAAGUAGAUUUAUACUAGGGAUGCACGAUAUUGGAUUUUUUGCCGAUAUCUGAUAUAGGUCUGGGCGAUAUGGCCCUAAAAGAACAUCACGAUAUUUCAGGCUAUUUUUGCAAUAACGAUAUUCUUGACGAUAUUAGGAAAUACUUAAAAAGAUAUAGAAAACAUGAUUUUUUUUUUAUCAGCGUGUUUGCCAAUGUCCGAUUCAUUUUUAACCCUUUAUCAGGUGAAGAACUAUAUUUGGUAACUUCAGUGGAUAUCAAAAUGGGGUCCCCAUGUCUCUCUGUGAGGUCAUAGAACCACAUGAAUUUGUAAUAUUUAGAGAAAAAAGUUGCAAAUUUACUAGAUUAAAGUGGCAAAUCUACAAGAAAAAAGUCGCAG
This is a messenger RNA of Centropristis striata (black sea bass), 1844 nucleotides long. It is a transcript of the gene echdc2, whose product is annotated as enoyl CoA hydratase domain containing 2. Gene Ontology annotation, molecular function: enoyl-CoA hydratase activity. Gene Ontology annotation, biological process: fatty acid beta-oxidation. The record is from RefSeq and is a predicted model, not a curated record. Gene Ontology annotation, cellular component: mitochondrion. Lineage: Eukaryota; Metazoa; Chordata; Actinopteri; Perciformes; Serranidae.